UAUGGACACAGCGCUGUAUGCCCAUGUCCCCCUUUCCUUUCUGCCAACCUUCUUCUCUCGUUCAAAAGGUGGUCAAGCUACAUAGAACCACAAAAUCUAACAAGUGUCUCAGAAUUCUUCCUCAUGGGACUCUCAGAUGACCCAGAACUUCAGCCUUUCCUCUGUGCCCUCUUCCUGUCCAUGUACCUGGUCACUGUGCUGGGGAACCUGCUCAUCAUCCUGGCCAUCACCUCUGACCCCCACCUCCACACCCCCAUGUACUUCUUCCUUUCCAACCUGUCCUUGGCUGACAUCAGUCUCAUCUCCACCACAGUCCCCAAGGUGAUUGUGAACAUCCAAACUCACAGCAGAGUCAUCUCCUAUUCAAGCUGCUUGACACAGAUGUCUAUUUUUAUCUUUUCUGCGUGUAUGGAUAGUAUGCUUCUUACUGUGAUGGCCUAUGACAGGUUUGUGGCCAUCUGUCACCCACUGCAUUACAUGGUCAUCAUGAACCAACGCACCUGUAGCUCCUCAGUUUUGGUGUCUUUUUUUGUUAGCCUUUUGGACUCCCAGCUGCACAAUUUGAUUGUGCUACAAGUUGCCUGCUUUAAGGAUGUGGAAAUCUCUCAUUUCUUCUGCGACCCUUCUGAAGUCCUCAAGCUUGCCUGUUCUGACACUUGGAUUAAUAACAUAAUCAUGUAUUUCUUUGGCACUAUCUAUGGUUUUUUUCCUAUCUCUGGGAUCUUUUUCUCCUACUAUAAAAUUAUUUCCUCUGUUUUGAGAGUACCGUCAUCAGGUGGGAGGUAUAAAGCCUUCUCCACCUGUGGCUCUCACCUAGCAGUUGUUUGCUUAUUUUAUGGAACAAGCCUUGGUGUGUACCUCACCUCAGCCAUCUCACAAUCUCCCAGGAAGUAUACAGCAGCCUCGGUGAUGUACACUGUGAUCACCCCUAUGCUGAACCCCUUCAUCUACAGCCUAAGGAACAAAGACAUCAAGAGUGCCAUAUGCAGGCUUAUCAGUAAAGCAGGCUAA
Messenger RNA from Odocoileus virginianus texanus, 1011 nucleotides. The record is from RefSeq and is a predicted model, not a curated record. Lineage: Eukaryota; Metazoa; Chordata; Mammalia; Artiodactyla; Cervidae.